CCCAUCGCCUGCCUGCCUGCCCGAGCCAUGCAGGUGGGGGCAGCGGGGGACCCCCAUGGGGUCUGGGGAGACAUGCCAGCAGGAACAUAUGUCAUCCCACAUGGGCUCCAACCUGGGAGAUCUGGUGAGGCCAUGCCGGUGCCCCAGCAGCCAGUGAUGAUCCUCCAGCAGCUUCCCAGGACUGCCCUGGCCCCCCCCACUGGACCCCCACAUGUCCGGGGAGCAGAUUUAAUUGAGUUGAUGAUGAUUCAAAACUCCCAAAUGCAUCAGGUGGUGAUGAACAGCCUCACUGUGUCAGCACUGAUGGCCUUUGGGUUUGGGACAUCCCCAGCUGCUGCCCAGGCAAUGGCGGUGCCUUUACAGACCGGAGAGGAAAAGGAGGCUGUGGUUUUCCACCAUCACUACGUCCCCUACCCCAGUCCUGCUCCUAUCCUGGCAUGGCCGGUCCCGGCGCAGGGUCGGAGGCUGACGGCCAUGCGGUACCUGGGCACAGGCUCAUUAGCCGAGGAUGGGGAGGUCAGUGCGGUUCCGCCCCCUCCACCCCCCAGUGCCACGGGGACCGUGGGAGCCAGUGUCCCACCAGCAUCAGAGUACUAUGACAUGGUGGAGGAGAGGCUGUGA
Messenger RNA from Phalacrocorax carbo (great cormorant), 621 nucleotides. Lineage: Eukaryota; Metazoa; Chordata; Aves; Suliformes; Phalacrocoracidae. The record is from RefSeq and is a predicted model, not a curated record.